AGAUUGUGUUGCAUUUAGAGCCUGGAUUCAGAUUUACUCUGUUUCGACCAUGGCGAGUAAAAUAGCAUCAAAAGCUCCGUUGCUUUUGGCUGCCGGUGGUGCUUAUGUUGCAGCCUGUUACAUUGGCUACUCUUCCAUAAGCAAAAACAAGGCUGAUUACGACCAAACACUCCAGGCGGUGGAAGGAGGGAAAUUUUCAUUCGUCGAAAAUCCCAAGAGAAAUGAGCAGUAUCAAAAUGUCGCACACAAAUACGAUGACGAGAUAGGGAAAGAGGAAUCUGUCAUGGGGAUCGAGUUAUUGCGUAGGGCGCUUCUGUAUUUCCAUGCGGAGGGGACGGUCCUGGAGUUGGCUGCGGGUACUGGCAGAAACAUAAAAUAUUAUCCAUCUUCUUGCGAUCGCGUUCUAAUGAUAGACUCAUCCGAGAAUAUGAUUGCAAAAGCAAGACAAAAAAUAUCGGAAGUUUCGAAUGAAAAAACAAGUUUUGCCUGCAUGGUUGGAGAUAGCUCGAAUCUGGGAGACUUUCCGAAUCGGUGUUUUGAUACAGUCGUAGAUACCUUUGGCCUGUGCAGUUAUGACGAUCCCGUGACCGUCUUGAAGGAGAUGGGGCGAGUUUGCAAACCCGAUGGAAAAAUUUUGCUGCUCGAACACGGUCGGUCGAAAACUUGGAAUUUUAUAACGAAUUAUCUUGACAAGAAUGCCGAACGCCAUGCCAAGAACUGGGGUUGUGUGUGGAACCGGGACCUUGACAAGAUAAUAGAAGAGUCCGGCCUUGAGGUGGAAAACUUACAAAAUUGGCACUUCGGUACUACAUACUAUGUUGUGUGUCGCCCGAAGAUAGAUAAAUGAUAAGAUAUUGUACCGCACGUAGCACAUUCACCUCAUACUUUAUCGAGUCCCAAUUUCGUUUCUCUUCUUACAUUGAAACCGUUCUUUCAAGACAGAAUGGAACAAAAAACCUGGCAGAGCCGUGGAUCGAUUAUACCGGACGCAAAGUAGGUCAAAGCAAUAUAGCUGUUUCGUUUGU
Pseudo-nitzschia multistriata is the source of this 1025-nucleotide messenger RNA. NCBI's taxonomy places the organism in Eukaryota, Bacillariophyta, Bacillariophyceae, Bacillariales, Bacillariaceae. The record is from the annotation of a GenBank genome assembly.